AUGCAUAAGAUCUCCAACUUCACAGGCCAUGCGAGAAAUGGUUGGGAGAAGGCCAUGACGCCGAUGGCAUUCGGCAGACACCAAGAGCCCGGGCUCAACCCGCCCAACAGGCGGCCUGCCGGAGCAGCCAUGUCCCCCAACCCAGCUAUCAGCGGCCAUAUGGUCAACCUGAGCUUCAACGUGCCCUUCAACUCGAACCUCCCCGGCCCGGACAAGGACGACAUCUUGUACAGCAGCGCCGGAGCAUAUCAAAAAUGGAUUCACGCGGAAGACGCCGCUGCAGAUAUGCCGAACCACGCCUUGCCUGUCCAUACGCGUAAUGUUGAGAAUCUCCGGAGUCUCUGCAAGCAGCUGAGCGAAGGCUCUGGGGAGCGCAUCUACGCUACCGUCACGUCGUCCAAGCCGAAGCCCAUCCCCGGCAUGCAGCGUGGACCACUGACUGCAUUGGUCACAAAUGUGUGCAUAUCGGGCGACGCGGAAGUCGUGCACAAGAUGCGGGCAAAGGUUUUGAAUGAGACACCCAUUACACUGCGAUGCGAGACCAUCGAUAUCGACCGCGAGACUGUCUUCCCAAAGAACCAGGAUGGUGCCAGACUUGAUAUCCUGGAGCAUAUGGACGAGAUUGCCAACCAGACCAAAGCCGACAUAUUCCUUCUCGAGUCCAAAGCCAAGCGGAAGGACUCGGACUCGGUCAGCUUUACCGGAGGCAUGGAAAAGAGUAUGGACAACAGACUUCGUAUACAUGUCUAUGGCGACUGCGAAAGCUCUGAGAAUGCGAAAACCAGACUUCUAAUCAUGAUCGACCAAAUACUUCAGCGCCAGGUCGAUACCAUCCGACUUGAGCUUUCUUUGCACAAUCUGAUCAGUGGCCGACACAGGAGGAACAUCAAGCUGAUUGAGUCGGCAACGGGCACAGCCAUAUACUUCCCUCCCAUGUUCCCGACCGUGUUCGGUUACACGCCACCUGGUUCAGUGCCGCUGCGAAGUAGAGACGACAUCAUCAUCACUGGCGAAAACAUGGAUAGCAUUCUGCAGGCUAAGAAGAGGCUUCACGACCUCGUGAUGGGUACAAAGACCUUUGUGAAAGAUGUGCAGAUUACAACCAGCAAGGUGGACUAUAUUCUGCUCGAGAGACUGGACAAGAUUCGCAGGAUCAUCGAGGCCAAUGGCUCUUACGUCCUACUGCCACCACUUGGAAACCACAGCGGAAUUCUACGCGUUCAAGCCACCGACAUCCUCAAUGUCGAACGGACUGUCAGAGAGAUCAUGGGCCUGGCUGGUCAAUUCUACAGCGCAUCUUGGUGGGUGACGCAUCCAGACCCAUCUCAACGACAGCCAACGCCCUCCGACAUCCGUGCCAUGCUCCCAGACAUAUGUAUCAACUCAGGCGCUGAGAUCACGUUCGAAAAGCUGAACUUCCACAUCAACGGUAGCGAUGAUUCGGUCAAAGCGGCCAUGUCUAUCAUCAACACUUUACCCUUCGUGAAGAAGGCGCAAUCCACCUUGCGUGUAAAGGUCGAACUGGCCAAUGAGCACAAAGAAUUCGUGAGCGGAAAGAAGAAUGGCAAGAUCAAUAAAAUCAUGAGCCAGAGCAAUGUUCAGAUUGUCUUUGACGGGUUCAACGAGUACAACUUCUACAUUGACGUCCGCGGGGCACAGUAUGAAGCGACAAAGAACGGACUGGACCUUGUCGAGCUUGAGAUGCCGGCUUCCAUCUCCUUCCACGUCCCUGAUCAAUAUCACAAGCGGAUCAUUGGUAUUGGUGGGCAGCAUAUUCAGCGCAUUAUGAAGAAGUACUCGGUCUUCGUCAAAUUCAGCAACGCCAUGGAUCGGGGCGGAAUCGGCAAAGAUGACGAUGAUAUCAAGGUCGACAACGUGAUUUGUCGAACGCCGGCUAGAAACGCCGACAAUCUCGAGCUUGUCAAGCAAGAGAUCAUGGACAUGGUUGAAAAGGUCGAUGCCGAGUUUGUCUCUGAGCACGUGCCCGUUGAUCGCCUCUACCAUCGCGAGCUGAUUGCUCGAAUGCCAGAGAUUGAAGAUCUUGAGAAGAAAUGGAAUUGCAAGAUCACGUUCCCUGGUACUGAACAAGCCAGCGAUAUUAUCACAGUCUCUGGACCUGAGUAUCAGGUGCCUCAGGCUGUUGACGAAUUUUUGGGCAUGGUACCGGAAACCCACGAAAUCGAAUUCCCGUCGUCUGAAAGCCUACGAAACUUCCUUACUUCGCCUGAAUUCCGCAAGGACACCGCCCAAAAGCUCAAGGAUCAGUAUGUGGUCGAGGUCACGGCCAAUGAGCCGAAGAAAGAGAAGCAAGGCGAGGACGAGGUCACUGUGGAAAGACUGGUCCUCAGCUACACUCGCAACAAUGCUGGUGGGCUCAAGGAUGCUAUUGACUUCCUGCUGCUGCCAUUUAUCUCGCGCGGCCUAGACCAGAAUGUGGUCAAAGGCGCAAUUCCUCGCCCGAAGUCUGACUCUUUCGAAGACAAUAUGCUCUACUUCGAGUCUAAACUUCUGCAGCGUGCCGAGCCUCCAGUGUCAACUGAGUCACCCACCCGCGCGACAUUUGGAGGGGAUGAGAGCACGACACGUUCCAUCUUCGACAAGCUCAGGAAACCGGGCAGCAUGUCUUCCUUUACCUCCUUCAUCGAGCGCCGCAGAAAGACUGGCUCUAACUCGCCUGCAUCCAUGUUCAUGCAGGCAUCAAACAAUGCCUCCAGGGCAUCUCUAGUCAGCAUGGAAUCGCGUGACUCGGGCUACCGCAACCCCUGGAACGAUUCUGGCAUCGAUCUGGAGCAUGACCAACAGAAUGGCCAUGGUCACGCUAACAGCUGGGGCUCCGGUACCUCGGUGGGCCCCUCAGGAACCAACGGCGACGUGACUCCCAAGUACGACGCCCGUGCCGACGGCGGCAUGGGUGGCGGAAAGGGCUCUCUUACGCCGGCUGAAGGUGCCAGGAACCCCCCGACCUCCCGCUCAGUGACCAGUGCCCCACAGACUACCAUUACUUCUGCUGCUGCGAGUACAACUUCUGGAUACCCGGCCUCAGGGCCUCCGCGUUGAUUUUACAUUGUUACGAAUUUGGGAAAAGAAUAAGGUGGAGUGAUUGUUACUGUGCGGAAUUUUGGUGUUUCACGCUGUUGUCGUUGUUUGUCGCCUCUUUUUACAUUUUUCGAUCAAUACCGGAAAUACCCCAUGUGCGACUCUAAGUAAGGGAGAAAGAGAAAGCAAUGAUUCGUGUGUUCUGCGUGGAUGCUGCUGCUACUGCUUGUUGUGUACACGGAUGAAAUGUUCGAUCGGGAUGGAGAUCGGGAGAUAUACCACUUUGCGAUGCUUUUGCUAGGGACGGAGGGAGUGGUGUCGUGCUGUUCUGUUCUGUUCGAUUCUGGUAUCAGAGAGGUGGCGUGGCCUUCUUGACUGGAUGGCUUUAGCCUCCACUCGCAUUCUUUGAACUGAGAGGGAUGAUGAACGGCCAGUCUUGGUGGCAAGGAGGCUUCGGUGUGUGCUCUCUCCUCUAUAGACGGACAGAGACAUUCCAGGACACUCUCUUAUUUGAUGACAUACAGUGGAUAGACGGAACGUAUCUUUACCUUGAAC
Molecule: messenger RNA, 3591 nt
Organism: Pseudocercospora fijiensis CIRAD86
Lineage: Eukaryota; Fungi; Ascomycota; Dothideomycetes; Mycosphaerellales; Mycosphaerellaceae
Exons: 4
Coding region: 1-3057 (1018 amino acids)
Biological process (GO): nuclear division
Cellular component (GO): nucleus; cytoplasm
Molecular function (GO): mRNA binding
Source: RefSeq, a predicted model, not a curated record